GACACCGGCCAGGGCUCGGGCCCGCACGCCGUCCGACCCCGCCGGCCGUGCCAGCACGCCCGGGCGGGCCAGGACGUGGACCACGGCGUCGACCGCGAGCUCGUCGCCUGCGAGGCGCGCCUCUAUCACCGACGCCGUGAGGAGCAUGCAGAACCUGCUCCGGCCCCGCGCCGGCUCGUGCUCCCUCUGCCUGCGGCUCGGCGGCGGCGCCGGCCUUCGGGCGGACGCCAGCGCGGGUCUCUACGCCGUGGUCGCCGUGGGCUUCCGCGGCAGGGGCGCCGGCCAGGAGGGGCGAGGAUGUUCUCGCCGUGGGGCCUGCGGUCGAGCUGCCGUACCACCAGAGGACUCGCUGGUGCUCCGGGUCUUCGACGGGGGCGGCCGCGGGGCGCGGGGGCGCGGCCGCCUGGUCGGCGAAGCGGUGCUGCGGCUCGGGCUCCCGGGGCGGCCCCCGCCCCACUUCCGGGCCGACGCGCAGCUGCUGGACGGGGCGCUGGAGCCAGCGGGCGUCCUGCCGCUGGAGGUGGACUGGCAGGGUCUGGAGUCCGGGGAGGCGGCGGCCAGCUGGUGCCCACAGGUAGCCCCCGCGCGCAUUCAGCGCAACCACCUUUUGGGGGUGCUGGCGGACUUCCUCGACUGCGAGCUGGCGGCCUUCAAGACGUACCGCGUGGCACUUCGGGGCGUCGCGGCCGUCUUUGGGGAGGUCUGGAGCGCGAACCACGACGUAAGGCACGCGAAGAUCUUCGCGGAGGGCGCCCAGGGAGAGGUGCUCCGCGCGUGCAUCCAGUCGGAGCACGCCGCGCUUUACGGCGGCCACGCCGUCGGAAGAGGCGGAGGCCGUGCUCCACGCAUCGGAAAAUAUCUUUCGACAGGCCACGACUUUCUUAAUAUGAUCAAUCGCGGUGUGCAAAGAGGUUUGAUGCGCGUGUUUACGUACGUCAUUCUCGACAGCGGGCUGUUCUUCUCUGAAACGGGCGUCCGAAUGGCGAGGGACGUGCUGAGCAAGCACGCCGUGCACGCGAACGCGGAGCCCAGAGUGCGAUAUGCUGGGACCCUCCGGUGCGCCUUCACGCGAAGCAACGACACGGUCCUCGUCGUGGACAACGACUCAGGGACGUACAGGCCCUGUGGCGAGCACCUCGAUCUGGUGCGGAGGGUACUCGAGGCCAACUUCCCUGGCCUGGCGGUGCUGGCCCUGGACGUCGAGCGGGCCCAGCCCGACGACACGAGGCGGUGGGCCGGCCCCGCGGAGGUGCCGGGCUGCGCGGCGCGCCCCAGCGCCGUCCGGCAAGCUCUGCGGCCGCCGUCUUUGGACCGCCGGGCCGUGGCGCUCCUGGCCGGCAGCGGGCUCUCGUGGUGCCUGCGCGGCGGGGGGGGCUGCCGCGCCGGCGCGGCCGUGCCCUCGCGGCCGCCGGGGGGCCGAGGCCCAGGCUGCGGGGAGGCGGAAACCGCAGCAGAGCUCGGAGCUCACCCGCUCGCCGUGCCACUCGACGCC
Messenger RNA from Prorocentrum cordatum, 1492 nucleotides. The record is from the annotation of a GenBank genome assembly. Lineage: Eukaryota; Dinophyceae; Prorocentrales; Prorocentraceae.